Molecule: messenger RNA, 1420 nt
Organism: Micromonas commoda
Lineage: Eukaryota; Viridiplantae; Chlorophyta; Mamiellophyceae; Mamiellales; Mamiellaceae
Exons: 1
Coding region: 56-1357 (433 amino acids)
Source: RefSeq, a predicted model, not a curated record
GUAUCUACCGUAUCCAAGGGGCGUCCGUUGAUUAACGCCGCUCUCGAGUGCCGACAUGUCCCUCGCAGCCGCGUCGCACGCCGCGGCGCUGUGCAGGCCGACCGUCUCCGGGACGUCCAGGUCCCGACCGGCGGCAUUCGCGAGUUGCGAACAACAUCGCGGGAGGCUCGACGCCCCCGGAGUCGCGUCGGUCGCGCCCGCGUCGACCGUCAGGCUCGCGCGGGGGCGCCGGGGCCGACCGAGCACCACCGUCACCCGAGCGCACGUGGGAGACCCGGAGUGGUUCGCCAACCAGGCGCUCGCCGCGGGCGUGAUCCUCGCGGGCUUCGUCGCCACCGGAGGCCUGGAGGAGCUCGGGCUCGGGAGCCCGAGCGACGGGAGCGAAGACGGGCCGGGGGAGCCGUGCAGCUACUGCGAGGGCACGGGGCGGACGGAGUGCCAGUGCACGAGAUGGAGCGACGACGGCGAGGGUUGCGCCAGCUGCGGAUACACCGGCGUGUCCAUCUGCCCGGCGUGCCGCGGGGGGGGUCGCGCGGUGCGGGUGACCCUCGAGAUCCCGGUGGAGACUGAGGAACAGACCAAGGAGCAGUUGAGGCAGAGGGACGAGCAGCGACGGUUCGUGAACGGCUCGAGCCGCGGGUUCAAGCUCCCCGGCGUCGCGGUUCACGCGUCCACCACGCUGGAGCCCGACUCGCUGCCCCGCUCGUGGGGCGCCGCCGCCGCCGACGCCGCCGUGGGAGCGGAAAAGUCCGGGGGUGCCGGGUCCAACGGGUCCAACGGCGACGACGACCCGGCCUCGUCCAAGGACGACGACUUCUACGCUCAGUCGGGCGAGGCGAUCCGGACGUUGAGGGAGGAUUACCCGGACCUGCUGGACAGGCAGCUGACGUGGGGCAUCUACAGGGACGACGUCGGCCUGGUGGACAACACCGGCGAGUGGCACGACCGCGGGCACGUCGUGGCGAGCGGCAUCGGCGAGUACAAGCGGACGCACAAAUGGCUGAGGACGGCGGCAUCCAUUCUCUUCUCGCACGUGGAGGUUAACGUGGUCAGGAUCUGGUCUCCGCUCGGGUCGUCCGGGGUGCGCACCAUAAAGGUGAGGUGGAGCAUCACCGCGAAGCUCCGCCUGGUUGGUAACCUGACGGAGGACUGCCACUUCGACGGCAUCAGCGAGUACAAGCUCGACCGCGCGGGGUUCAUCUACCAGCACUCCUUCACGGACCUGGACUGGGACGUGGCACAGAUGAAGGAUAGGAUCGCCGCCCUGUCGUUUGGGCAGAUGAGGCAGCGGGAACCCCAGCUUGGCUCGGGGCAGUGGUUCAAGGGAAUCGUCCCGGAGGGAUGGUGGAACCACUGAUGAUUGUUUGUAUCUUCUUUGUUUUGAACACGACAUGUAAUACCCAAUCUAGAUAGAUGAGAC